Messenger RNA from Castor canadensis (American beaver), 1076 nucleotides. It is a transcript of the gene Mettl5, whose product is annotated as methyltransferase 5, N6-adenosine. Gene Ontology annotation, biological process: rRNA methylation. Gene Ontology annotation, molecular function: nucleic acid binding; rRNA (adenine-N6-)-methyltransferase activity. Lineage: Eukaryota; Metazoa; Chordata; Mammalia; Rodentia; Castoridae. The record is from RefSeq and is a predicted model, not a curated record.
AAUGCCUGAUGCCUCCGGAGGUGUGGAAACAUUGCUCUGGGCAUCUCGUCGCGGUUCCAGCAUGCGCGGCUGCAGUGCCAGUCCCCUCUAAGGCGGUGUGGGAUUCCCGGAAGGCGGGGCGAGGCCGUUGUCCCCGCAUCUUCUGCUCCGGCCUGCAGUGCUGAAAAGGAGCUAGGUGGGGACUAGGAGGGGACUAGAAGGAAAGACUGGGUUGCGUGAGGUUUUCCUGCACAACCUUGGUGGUUAAGCUUCGUAAUCCCACACUUUGAAAAAGAAAAAAAUAAUGAAGAAACUAAAGCUUAAGGAGCUAGAGAGUCGCCUGCAACAAGUGGACGGAUUCGAAAAGCCCAAGCUACUUCUAGAGCAGUAUCCGACCCAGCCGCACAUCGCAGCAUGUAUGCUUUAUACAAUCCAUAACACAUAUGAUGACAUUGAAGAUAAAGUAGUUGCAGAUCUAGGAUGUGGUUGUGGAGUACUCAGCAUCGGAACUGCAAUGUUAGGAGCUGGGUUAUGUGUUGGAUUUGACAUAGAUGAAGAUGCCUUGGAAGUAUUUCAUAGGAAUGUGGAAGAGUUUGAAUUAACAAAUGUUGAUAUGGUUCAGUGUGAUGUGUGUUCAUUAGCUAACAGAAUGUCCAAGUCGUUUGAUACAGUAAUUAUGAACCCUCCCUUUGGCACCAAAAAUAAUAAAGGGACAGAUAUGGCUUUUGUAAAGACUGCUUUGGAAAUGGCAAGAACAGCAGUAUAUUCUUUACACAAAUCUUCAACGAGAGAACAUAUUCAAAAGAAAGCUGCAGAAUGGAAAAUCAAGAUAGACAUUAUUGCAGAGCUUCGAUAUGACCUGCCAGCAUUAUACAACUUUCAUAAAAAGAAAUCAGUAAGUCUCUUGAUUCUGGCCUGUGUACAUUCAGUAUUGAAAAGCUUUGCAGUAUGUAGUUAUUUCCACUGUUUCAAUUUGCCUGGGUAAACAGAAAGCCAGCCUAAGAGAUUAAUCAUCUUGGGUUGGGUCCAUACUCAACAGCCAAUACUCUAGUUGAAGUUUUUUCGCAAAUGUUUUAGGGGCACAAAAAUGAAAAAAA